This is a messenger RNA of Mus pahari (shrew mouse), 1001 nucleotides long. RefSeq lists its product as uncharacterized. The transcript is spliced from 4 exons. The record is from RefSeq and is a predicted model, not a curated record. NCBI's taxonomy places the organism in Eukaryota, Metazoa, Chordata, Mammalia, Rodentia, Muridae. The coding region runs from base 34 to 657 and encodes 207 amino acids.
ACCCAAGAACGUCCAUUUCAGAGGAAAGACAGGAUGGAGUCAGACACAGAGAUUCCUGAGUUCAGCUCCUCUCUAGCAACAAAGACGCCAGACUGGAAGAAACCUGCCAUUCACAGCACUCCACAGGAGAUGGCUAUGGGCUGGAGCCCAAGGCCCCCCGGAAGAAACUUCCAAAGCCCCUGGUCCUUGAUAUCUAAAGACUCUCCCCAGCUGUCAGGGUUCAGCUCCACAGCCACCUUCAGAAAAAGGCUUUCAACUGUUGAGGACUUAGAGAGUUCCAGCGAGCAGGAGGGGCCCCAUUCAGACCACUUAGCUGCAGAGGAAGAACCCUGCAUGUCAGCCUCCUUGAACCAGGAGCAGCAUCAGAAGAAGACAGAGGCCCUGCUGGCAACGAGCUGGCCAAAGAACUCAGGGAUGCCUGGAAUCUCAGACACUGCCAGUCGAAAGAGACGAGACCCAAAGAAGCGGGCAGCUGCGAUGCAACGCUUGCGGCAAUGGGAGGCCCAGAUGCUUCAGGAAAUUGAGGAGGCAGUUCAUCAUGAACUUACCAUUCAAGAGGAGGGGAUCCUUAGCACUGAGCUCCCUGACCAAGCCCAGGGGCCACUUAGCAUCAGUACAGUCAGAAUAGAUUCCCAGGACCCUGCUGCCAUGGCAUGACUUAAUUGUCUACACCACACACUCCAGGUGGUCCAGGAGCGGGCCUGCAGCUGGGAUUCUGCACAGGAACUUCAGAUUCCACACAAUGUUCUGAGUGGUCAUUUACUUUAUAUUUAAACAUCUGCAUGUUUUACAAGCUACUUCCUAUUAAAAUAAUUCUCUAUUUUCAUUUGUGCAAUUAUCUGGUUAUAAAAUCAGCCUUGUGAACGUGUCAGAACUUUACUAAUUUUUCAAAGACAGAAUACUAUUUUUAAAACCUGAUUAGAACUGUGUAACAUGAAGAUGAACGCAUCAGAGAAAAGCUCGUCCAAUCUUCAUUAUUAAAAAUAAACUCUUUUCAUGAG